This is a messenger RNA of Alnus glutinosa, 1801 nucleotides long. RefSeq lists its product as uncharacterized. The transcript has 5 exons. The record is from RefSeq and is a predicted model, not a curated record. Bases 200 to 1354 code for a protein of 384 amino acids. NCBI's taxonomy places the organism in Eukaryota, Viridiplantae, Streptophyta, Magnoliopsida, Fagales, Betulaceae.
UCAGUCAGUCUCAGCGCUUCCCCUCUCCCUCUCUCAAAGUACAGUUUUUUUCUUUUUUUUUUCCUGGGCUGACAAAGAGUAAUUACUCCUAUAUAUAUUGAUCCCAACCGGCAACAACCAGAAAAGCAAACAUAAUAAUCGACGAUUGAAAACCCCACCUGACUUUCUCUGAUCACUGCGAGAAAAAGAAGGCGAAUUUAUGAUGGCAGUUGACCUACACAGCACUGAGUUACUGCUUCCCUCUCACUUUCUCUAUGACGAGGAAGAAGAUGUUCUUCCAAAGAAUCUCAAAUCCUCCAAGGUCCACGAAGAGUCGAGCUAUUAUAAUCCCUGGGAAGCUCCUCACGGAACUGAAUCGGCUUUCAGUUCCCCUGUCGAGUCGGAACUCGGUUCCGGUUCCCCCGAGUCGGAGAGUGACAAGGACGACGAUUACAUUGCGGAGUUAACUCGCCAGAUGGCGCACUCCAUGCUUCAAGACGAUGACAAAAACUCCAUCCCAUGCAAUGAAAAAAUGGACAAAAAGACAUGGGGUUCGGCUGGUUCGCCACAAUCAACGCUGUGGUCACCGCUGGGCUUUGGAAGCCCAGAUGGUCCUUCUAAGGAACCAUCGCCGCCACCCUCGCCGGAGCUGGCAGAAGACCCUUUUUGGGAUAGCAGCUACGACGCUGUUGGCAGGUUGGAGAAGAUGAACCUAAACGAUUGCGAAAAACCCAUCUUCCAGAAUAUUGGGUUGUGCUCGAACCAGGCUCUCACUGACCAUCAACUUCGUGCUAUUGAAUUCUACAGGCUGAAACAAGAGCGUCUUAUGAAGCAACAAGGCUCUUCGAAUUGGGAAAGACGAGCAAAUGUUUCUCAGCUGUCUGAGCCAAAAGAACAACCUCUGCAGUUUCCGAAGAAAGGUAGAUUUUGUAGCGGGUCGGGCGAUGGAGGAAAGGCUUGGACAGACCCAUGGACUCAGACUCAGACUCAGCCGCAGGCACAGUGUCACCAGCAAGCCGGGUCGGGCAUGCGGGCGUUUGUCCUGGGUGGCGAUUCAGGAAAUGGGUCGUGUGGGACUGGCGGGACUGGUGUAUUCUUGCCCCGCGGAGUCUGGUACUCCUCCGAAUCACGCAAGAAACCAGGAUGCUCCUCUGUUUUUAUACCAGCAAGAGUUGCGCAGGCGCUAAAGCUUCACUUUGACCAAAUGGGCACCCUGUCUCGAUCCAAUGCUGCUGCUUGCCCUCUUCCACACGAUGGUUUGAUGGGAAGGAGGAGUAAUGGGUUGAAUUCAAAGCAGAAGCGGCAGUCCCGGACGGUGCCAGCCAUGAGCAUGAACUGUCAUGAGAUGGGGCUGCCUCAAGAAUGGACGUAUUGACGCGCACAUGGCUUGCUCGUCUCUUCUGCUCUGUUGGUGAUGAUGGUGUUUUGGCAGUUUUUGGUCCAGGGAAGAAAAAGAGAAGCUUGAAAGACAGAAUAAAGAGGACAAUGAAAGACUCAUGUUGGGUCAAGUACAGUGAAUCUACUACAUUUAGAGAAUAGGAUAGAAAUACAGAUCAAUAGUCUAAGAUCUUUAGAGAAGGGUGUUUUUCUUUUUCUUUUUUCUGUUUCUUAUUUAUUUUAAUUGAAGUGUUUAGAUCAAGAGGAAAUAUUGAAUAAAAAAAAGUUGUCUGGAAGAGGAUUACAGCUUUCCUGAAUCCUGAUCCUUUUGGGAACGUUGCUGGCUGUCAAAAGCCAAGUAAUAGUAGCAAAAGCCAGGAUGUCUUUUUGAAAUCCUUGUAAUAAUAACUCAGCUUCACCAUUGUGAGACUGCUUGUUCUCUCUA